Messenger RNA from Strongylocentrotus purpuratus (purple sea urchin), 2028 nucleotides. RefSeq names its product actin-binding Rho-activating protein. Gene Ontology annotation, molecular function: actin binding. The transcript has a single exon. The record is from RefSeq and is a predicted model, not a curated record. Gene Ontology annotation, biological process: positive regulation of Rho protein signal transduction. Bases 352 to 852 code for a protein of 166 amino acids. Lineage: Eukaryota; Metazoa; Echinodermata; Echinoidea; Camarodonta; Strongylocentrotidae.
AUAAUUUGGGGUUUCUGUACUUAGAAAACGUAAAUAUUGUAUUCUUUCAUCAAUAUUUGACUUCAAACAUUUGUUUCAAAAAUCCUUGCAGAAACGUGUCUUAAAUGAAAUUACAACAUUCCUAUAUUAAUAAUUUUGUAAAUGAGAAAAUGUUAUAAAUGAGAUACUCGAUCCGUCUGGGGAUAGAGCAACUGGUGAGUUAAUAUUAUUGUGUGUGCGUGUAUUUGUGUGUGGUGGUGUCCUUAGGCUUCGAGGCUUGAGUGAAUUUCGUCACAGUUCACCUGAUAUUUUUUAUUCAUUUACAGAUGAUUUCAGGAUUCUAGAGAACUUAGAAAACUUUUCCGGUCCAAGAUGGAUCUCGAAGAAGAAAACGCUCUCCCUGGUGAUGACGAUGGGACGGGAGAGGUGGCCGGUGGAAGCCUGAGCAGCAGGAUAGCCAAGUGGAAACAUGUCGAGGACGAGCACAAACACAAACAACUCAUCAACCCUUUCUCGGAAUGGGCGGGGUCGUCCACCAGGACAAAACUCGACAAAGACGACCCCAACUACGCCCGCCCCGUCGAAGGCUCGAUGACGGCUAUACGAGGGCAGAAGGCUGGGGAGCGCAUCAGCGGCGAGAUCAAGCAACUCGUCGGCAUUAUGCAACAAUAUGGGCAAAAACAGGCCACCGAUGAUGGGCAAGUUCGUUAUUGGAUUCGCUUUGGGAAGCUUUUCGAUGUGUACUCGAAUAUUUCAAAUAAACUGGUCGGGAUUUUGAUGCGUGCCAGAAAGCAAGGACAGAUCGAUUUUGAAGGAGAAAUGCUGUGGCAACGAAGGGAUGAUCAUGUUAUUAUUUCAAUGCUGGAACAAUAAUAUGAAAAUCAAGUUUGUCAACAGUUUGGAUAUCAUUUUGUUUUGAUAACUCUUGCAAUUUUUGUUAUGUGUGUGAAACUACACUUGUGUAAAAGCAAUAUCUACUGAUUAUUUUUGCUUAUUAUAGCGGAAGUAAUGUUGAGAGUUAAUGUUCAGGCCUGCCGUUUUCUUGUCAAUUAUUUUCAGUUGAUGAUUUUAUAUUCAUGGAUAUGAAGGAUUGUUUGCGAGAUUCAUAUUUUGAUUGACAUAGGCUAUUUGUCAAACUAAAUACACAUACAGAUGCCUGCAUAUUAUAAUGCUCAUGUUUAAAUGAUUCAUUCAUAUAAGCUGAUUGCAUUUGGAGGAACUGUUAUCAAUUCAUGCAUGGUUAUGCAAUAAUCUAACAUACUUUAUGUACUUCAAAUGUGAUAUUUCAAUUUAAGACUGCCAAAUAAAUAAAGUAUAUCUUCAUCUACAAGAGAAAGAAUAGCUUUAAGAGAAUUUUUUGUCAAAAACUAUUUUAAAUCUUCGGAUGACAACAAUUCAGAGCCUCUUUGAUCUUCUAUGUUAUCUUAAAUAUAAUGUUUCAUCAAAUAUUUUAGAAUGAUAAUGCAAAUAAAAAGAAAUUACACAAUUCUAUGUUUCUGUUCAUAAUUAUUUUCCAUAUUUUAAUGCUGCACACAUGUAUCCAGCCAUUUUGUUUACAAUAAUUAUACAUUGUAUAUGCACACAACAAGUGGGACUUUUUACAGACAAAGAAAUAACAGUUAAAAUCUACAACAUUAACGGGCACAAUAUCUAUUGUUUCUUUAACACUCAAACACCAUUCAUUUCUGGAAAACAUGGCAUUGACUAUACACAGGCGAGUAUUAUACCUUUAGCAUAUCUUUAAGAAAGACAAAACACAACUAGAUAGGUUUAUUUGAAUCUGAAGUAUGGAAAAUCAACCGAUUUACAUACUAGCAUUUUGGCAGCGUUUUUAUAACAAAUAUAUUCAUUAAAUCGGACACAAUCACAUGUACGUGUGUGUAUCAAAUCGGGCAUAUUCAGGUACAUUAACAUUCACUUCUUAAUGACAACAUGCAUUUUAUUAAAUGUAAGACAUUAACUUAUUAAUUGAAAGAUUUGAUCUGAUUUUAACUGAAAGCUAUAUCAGAAUACAGUUUACACUCAUUGCAUUAAAUGUAUUACAGUAAG